AUGACAAUAAUAAAUAAUGAUAAUAUUAGUUUGGCAACAUCAGCAAAAUUAUCACAAUUUAUAGUAUCGGGGGAUUAUAAAGGGCCAUUUACAAUCAUAGGGUUAAAAACUAAAAUUUUAUCAUUUUCAUUAGUUAUUGAAUUUAUUUUAUUAAAGAUUGAAUUAAUUAAAGAGAGAAAAGAUGGAUUAAAGAUUAAUUUCGAUGAUAGUAUAAGUGGUAGUUGUAACUAUGAAUUAAAUUAUACAAAACAGGAUACCCUAUUUCAAAGAUUUCAAAGUAAAUUUAAAAUUGAACAUACUAUUAAUCCUGAAAAUGGUGAAACCAUCAACACUGGUAUCACCCUUAAAAAAUUAUUUAUAAUUUCAAUACCAAUGUCAAUUUUAUUCGUUGCUUUAAAUUGGAUUUGGAUGUUAGCAAUUUCAAUGACUGAAGUUAGUAUUUCAACUGCAUUAUAUCUUAAAAUUUUAAAAACAAUUUCAGUUAUAAUAUUUAUGGGAGGGAUUGUUGGAAUUGCAAUUACAACAGUUGGAACAUCAAAAGGUGAAUAUCCGCAUGCAAUCAAGGGAGAGAUUUUAAUGAUUAUUUCAGCAGCAAUGUGGGGUUUAUAUGAAGUUCUAACAUCGAAAUUCAUUGGUGAUGCUAAUAGAACUAUAGUUCAUACUUAUAUGGGUUUAAUUGCAUUUGUAAAUUUAAUAUUGGGUAUACCGGUAAUUGUUAUUUUAAAUGUAACCAAUUUUGAACCAUUUUCAGUGCCAUCAAUAUCAGUAUUUGGAAUGUUAUUAUUGAAUGCUUUUGUGGGUUUCUCUGUAAACUAUUUAAUUAAUUGGGGUUUGUCAGUUACUUCACCAUUAUUCGUUAGAUCUGGUGAAUUAAUGGUAAUAGUAGCAACUUUAUUAUUUGAUAUAAUCAUUAAACAUAUGAAACUACCUCUCUUGGCAUUGCCUGGUUAUUCUUUAAUUGUUAUUGGUUUUAUCUUAUCUGUUUAUAUUGAAAGUAGAGAUAUUAAACAACAACAAGAAAAAGAAAAAGAAAAACAAAAAAAUAAUAAUGGUGAAACUGAAUCAUUAUUAAAUUAUUAA
Dictyostelium discoideum AX4 is the source of this 1080-nucleotide messenger RNA. RefSeq names its product transmembrane protein. The record is from RefSeq and is a predicted model, not a curated record. The coding region runs from base 1 to 1080 and encodes 359 amino acids. NCBI's taxonomy places the organism in Eukaryota, Evosea, Eumycetozoa, Dictyosteliales, Dictyosteliaceae. The transcript has 4 exons.